GUCCAAAUCCCAAAGUGCUGUGCGGUUCACUCAUGACAUGCUGUUCGAUGUCGUGGCAGCGGUCCGGUGACAUGCAAGUCCACGUGUCGUGGCAUUUCCCAGAAAGGCCUCCAAGUAAAUCUACCAUAAACAAUACACUGCAACUGCAGGAAACACAGGGAAUUCACCCGCAAAUGAAUCUGUCCCCCAUUCUGCGAAUUCCAGUGAUUUCAGGUAAGGAGGUUUGCGGUCACUCCUGCGACCAUGAGUUUUGUUUUUCGUGGGUCUCGAGCAGAUAUAGAAAGUGGACUUCCAGGAUUUAUUCCUCAGAGACCUGCAGUGCGUCUUCAUCCAGCUCGGCCAGUUAACACUAAUUCACUGGCUUUUCUUGUCACAGUGCUUUUGCUGUUUAUGAUUUUGAACUCUCAUCAGAUGUCACCAAACUUUCUGCUCUGGCUAGUUGUGGGGUUCUUUUUUAUGGCCACGAGCUUGAGGAUGUAUGCAACUUGUCAACAACUACAAGCUCAUGCCCAAGCUCAUGCUGCAGCUGCCAGUGGCCUACUUGGUCAUACUGAAUUGCGUUUGCGUAUGCCACCAUCAAUAGCUUUUGCAACUAGAGGGCGAUUACAAGGAUUGCGACUCCAGCUUGCACUUCUUGAUCGCGAAUUUGAUGACCUGGAUUAUGAAACCUUGAGAUCACUAGAUUCUGAUAAUACUUCCUCAACUUCACUGAGUGAGGAAGAGAUCAAUGCUUUACCUGUUCACAAGUAUAAGGUCACUGGUCCACAAAGUGAGGGGUCAUCAAUGCAACAGGCUGCAUCUUCUUCAGCCUCAGCUGAGUUUGACGAGAAGGCUAGGCAAGACUCUAGAAAGGGGGACAGCAGCAUGAAGGGUUCAGAAGAUGAACUGACAUGCAGCAUUUGCUUGGAGCAAGUCAACAGGGGAGAGCUUGUACGUAGCUUGCCAUGCUUGCACCAGUUCCAUGCCAACUGUAUUGAUCCAUGGCUGCGACAACAAGGCACAUGCCCUGUCUGUAAAUUUAGGGUCGGGGCAGGAUGGCAGGAGAGCAGGGAGAGUGAAAUAGAUGAUGCAGAAAUGGUUUAAUAGCUUUCAAAGUAGUACAAUCUGUGUAUGCAAUCAUCUAUCAUACUGGAAAAUAAUAAAUGCUGCAGCAUAUAUGUGUAUAAACUUUAGAAAAGUUGUUUA
This is a messenger RNA of Vitis vinifera (wine grape), 1185 nucleotides long. Its product is annotated as E3 ubiquitin-protein ligase SDIR1. The transcript has 9 exons. The record is from RefSeq and is a predicted model, not a curated record. Bases 244 to 1083 code for a protein of 279 amino acids. NCBI's taxonomy places the organism in Eukaryota, Viridiplantae, Streptophyta, Magnoliopsida, Vitales, Vitaceae.